Ilyonectria robusta is the source of this 1386-nucleotide messenger RNA. RefSeq names its product major facilitator superfamily domain-containing protein. Gene Ontology annotation, molecular function: transmembrane transporter activity. Gene Ontology annotation, biological process: transmembrane transport. The record is from RefSeq and is a predicted model, not a curated record. The transcript is spliced from 9 exons. Bases 1 to 1386 code for a protein of 461 amino acids. Lineage: Eukaryota; Fungi; Ascomycota; Sordariomycetes; Hypocreales; Nectriaceae.
AUGACAAUCACCGAUACGACAGGAACAGCCUAUGGCCUCGCAUUGUACCCGGUUCCCAGCGACGACCCGAACGACCCUCUUAAAUGGCCGAGGUGGAAGAAAAAUACUGUCCUGUUUUUAGUGUGCAGCUAUUCGUUCCUGUCGAACGGAGCUUUGUUCGGGACAAGUGUAUACGUCAAUUAUCUGGCCGAACUAUUCCGAAAAACACCCAGCGAAACCUCUCGCCUCGUCUCGUAUCCAAACUUGCUCUUCGGUUUUGGCUCUCUUAUAUUCGUACCGAUGUACCACAAGAUAGGACGGCGACCUGUCAUGCUCAUCUCAAUUAUACUGUACUGUGGUGGCCUUCUUGGCUGUGCUCUGUCCAAUUCAUACGAUGUCCUUCUCGGAUUCCGGAUGCUGCAUGCGUUUGCUUCCUCCGUUUGUGAAGCUCUCCCUGCUCAGGUUGUGGCAGAUGUUUUCUUCCUGCAUGAACGUGGUAGUGCGCUGGGAUGUUACAUGCUCGCUGGAGGCCUUUCUUACACCCUCUUCUUCUGGGUUGAGUUUGCUUUCGGAUGCGUCUUAUUCAUAGCGACCUUUUUCUUCUUGGAGGAGUCUAUGUACCUCAACAGGAUGAAGGAUGAUAUCGCCGAAAGUACAGUUGAAGGUGUGAUCAAUUCGGAAAAGGAUACUCAGCAGGCUUCGGAACAAAUCGAAGACACGACGAAUCUCCCUCGACGACGCAAGACAUACGCGCAGCAACUCAAGGUCAUCGACCAAAUCGACCAUCAGUCUCCGGUUUUCAUGAUGAUGAUCCGCUCGUUCACAUACUUCGCUGUUCCACCAGUAUUCUGGGAAAAUACGGGACUGGUGUCGAUCGCUGCGUUUGUGGGCUAUUUUGCAGCCGCUAUACCUUUCAGUACACUUCCAGACCGAUUUGCCGCUAGGCUAUCAAGAAGGAACGGAAAUAUCCACGAGGCCGAACAUCGCCUUUGGUGUCUUGCUGUGGUUCUCCUAGUAGCUCCGGCAUCUCUCAUCCUAUACGGGUACUCGGCUGAGAAACAACUCCACUGGAUCGGUCUCAUUUUUGCUGUGGGACUCUUUCAAUUUGGAAACUUCUUUUACCUGACCUACACCCUUGCAUACGCCAUGGAUUCGUACGAAGCCAAUGUGCCGGAGAUGUUGAUCGCUAUGAACAUUGGAAAGCAGGCCAUCUCCUUUGGGUUUGGGUUCGCAGUCCUUGACUGGAUCUCAGAGCACGGGUACAUCACCAUGUUUGCGGGCGUCUUUUGUGGUGCGACAUUGGCGAACAACAUGGCCGUGUUCGUCUUUCUCUACUUUGGCAAGUCCAUGAGAAGAUGGUUCGGGCAAACGGGCCUUGCAAAGAUGCACAAGAAGAGUCUCCAUUGA